Linum tenue is the source of this 96-nucleotide messenger RNA. Lineage: Eukaryota; Viridiplantae; Streptophyta; Magnoliopsida; Malpighiales; Linaceae. The record is from the annotation of a GenBank genome assembly.
AUGGGUGUCGCAAUGGCUUUAUUUGCGAUAUUCCUAUCUAUUAUUUUGGAGAUUUAUAAUUCUUCAGUUUUACUGGAUGGGAUUUCAAUGAAUUAG